AUGAACGCCAAAAAGUCGUCUGUGUCUAAAAGAGUCGACUUAAUCCGGUUCCGGAACAAAUCGCCUCGCAUGACCAGUAUAAAACGUCGCGCUAAUGCAUGGAAUAAUAUUUUGAACGACAUUUGCGAUCAGUGUUCGCUACACGGUCUCAAUCACAUUAUCCAAGAUGACCGGAGCACCGGAGAAAAGUCGGUAAUGAGACCGUGCGACGAAGUAUUUCUCCCCAGAGGUUGCUGGUGGAACUUCAAACAGGUAAACUGUUGUGAGGUAUUCGAGUUACAGCGCACCGAAUUUGGUCUAUGCCAUUCGUUUAAUUCCGAUUUUUCUGAGUAUAGCAGAGCAAGAAUCGGCGCUAACUCUGGUCUUAUCGGGACGUAUUGGCAAACCGAGUCCGGUGAGUUACGACCUAGGAAGACGAGCGAUAAGGGUCAAUGGUCUGGCAUCAGAGUGCAUAUAUCGCCAAUAACACCUGAACAAAUACCUCCUGAUGUAAGCACCAAACCAUCAAUCCGGGUGUUAAUGGGCGAACCUAGAGGUGCUCCGCUUGGAUCGGAUAUAGUCGUAAUGGCUGGGAACUUUGGAAAUAUUAACGUGUGGGGUGAUCGGAUAUACAACACGCAUAGAACCAAGAAACUAAAACCAAAGCAGAGAAACUGUUUUUUUGGCGAUGAAAGCCCAACCGGGAUGGGCACAAAUUAUUACCUGAGAAGGAAUUGCAGAACGGCGUGUUACAUGUUUCACAUGGUUAAUCAUUGUGGCUGUUAUAUAGAGGCAAUGUUUGGCCUCAUGAAACGAAACGAUUCAUCACGGCCGUGUAACGCAGUUGAUUUAUUAUGUUUAGCCAAGAAAAACCAAUAUUUCAACAAUUAUAUACCUUUCGAACAGCCGACGUUUUUCAUAAAAGAUAAGCCCGGAUUAAAAUGCGAAUGCAUGCCGGAUUGCAUACACCAAAUGUAUGUACCCGAGCUUACCAUCGCCGAACACACUGUCUCGACGAUGGAGAACUCCUCAUUGUCCAUACUCAUUGAUUUACACUUCAAACAGAGCGCAUGCAUACUUUAUAGAUCGGACUUGAUCCUUGGAUGGCUUGAUUUGUUAGUGUCAUUUGGUGGUUGCGCCGGUCUGUUCUUAGGUGGUUCACUGUUGAGUUUCAUUGAACUUGUAUAUUUCUUGACGUGGCGAGUUUACUAUCAUUGGCGCAGAACGUCACCGAAACCAGUUAAAUCCAAAAGUAAUAAAAAAAGGAAAAGACAUCGAAACAUAGCGGACACUUGGAUAAUGGAUGAUCACAUAAACCGUAAAACGUCAAUACCAUAA
Melanaphis sacchari is the source of this 1317-nucleotide messenger RNA. Its product is annotated as pickpocket protein 19-like. The record is from RefSeq and is a predicted model, not a curated record. Gene Ontology annotation, cellular component: membrane. Gene Ontology annotation, biological process: sodium ion transmembrane transport. Bases 1 to 1317 code for a protein of 438 amino acids. The transcript is spliced from 9 exons. NCBI's taxonomy places the organism in Eukaryota, Metazoa, Arthropoda, Insecta, Hemiptera, Aphididae. Gene Ontology annotation, molecular function: ligand-gated sodium channel activity.